This is a messenger RNA of Malaya genurostris, 1356 nucleotides long. It is a transcript of the gene Cluap1, whose product is annotated as clusterin-associated protein 1. Lineage: Eukaryota; Metazoa; Arthropoda; Insecta; Diptera; Culicidae. Gene Ontology annotation, cellular component: cilium; intraciliary transport particle B; centrosome. The record is from RefSeq and is a predicted model, not a curated record. The transcript has 3 exons. The coding region runs from base 1 to 1347 and encodes 448 amino acids. Gene Ontology annotation, biological process: cilium assembly.
AUGCCUCAACAAGCCUUCGAUGCGACUCUGCAGCAUCAAAUCCGCAAAAAUUCGAUAUACCUUUCGGAGCACCUGAAGCUGCUCGGAUACCCGAACAACAUUCCCAUCUCGGUACUGAACACGCCGUACGGUGGACCGGAAAGUUUCAAUGCCUACUCGGACAUUCUUACCUGGCUUAUCAGCCGAUUGGAACCGGCUCUGCUGCUGGCCGGUGGAACCCGAACAGAACCGGACCGGGUAGCGUUCGUUCGUUCGGCCACCGAAUUCCUGGUCACCAAGGCGGGUAUCAAAGUUAAUCCCCGAAAGCUGUAUGCUAGCUCGGCUGCCACGGCUAGUGAGCUAUUGAAGGUUACUUCUUUGCUGAUCGCAUCACCAAAGGUGACCGGGGCAGACGAUGAAUCGAUCAAAUCCCACGUGGAAAUAGAUUUGUCCGACAAAAUGGACGAUCUUAAGAAGGUGCGAGCGUUGUCCUCGGAGCUAACGAAUCGUGGUGCCGCACUGUAUGACCUACUUCGUAAGGAACUGGUUAAUCGAGAAACUCGAACGAUACAAUCAAAUCGUCCACUAGAGCUGGCUACGGUCGAAAAGGUUAUAAAGUCUGCGAUUACUUCGUUGGAAUCCAAGUUGCAGGCCUCUAAAUCUACCUUGGAAACGUUGAAUGCUGAAAACGGAAAUUUAUCGUCUAAAAUACAACGUAAAGCAUCCGAACUAGAACGUUCCAAACAACGCCUUCAAGCACUGCAGAAAGUUCGUCCAGCAUAUCUGGAAGAAUUCGAAAAGUUCGAAGUCGAACUGAAAAACUUGUACGAGCAGUACAUCAUCCGCAUCCGUUGCGUGGAUGCUCUGAAGUCCCAGCUGAUGGGAAGAAAUCGUGCCUCAACACCUACUUCUCCGAUCGCCAAAAUGGUGGACAGUAGCAUGACCAUUCUGCCGGAGGGCUUGAUGGAUUCCGAAGAUGAAAACGACGAUGAGAUCAAUGACUUUGAUGAACGCGAGGAUGUGAAAUUGAAAUCAGAAAAGCGAGUUCUUCGGAGUGAAUUGUUAAACCGAGAUCGUGGAUCAACGCGUUUCCGUACUCGGCACGAUGAAGGACAGGCACCGUCGUUGAGUGGUCGCGAUCGUGUUCGAAUGAUUGGCGGUAUGAACGAUGACCUCGGGCCUCUGGAUAGUUCCUUGGGUAGUUCAGCAGAAUCCGAAAGCGAUUUGGAAAUGGAUGGAAACGGAUUAAUUGACGAGCUUCGUACAGACGACGACGAUGAAGACGACGUGAGCUUGACGAAACUGGCCCGAGAAAAUUCCAACCUCAAUCGCAGCGCCAAGCAGGACCAAAGCGAUGAGGAUUUCUAAUCUAUGGUU